This is a messenger RNA of Fundulus heteroclitus (mummichog), 4942 nucleotides long. Its product is annotated as eukaryotic translation initiation factor 5B-like. The record is from RefSeq and is a predicted model, not a curated record. The transcript has 2 exons. Bases 328 to 4611 code for a protein of 1427 amino acids. Lineage: Eukaryota; Metazoa; Chordata; Actinopteri; Cyprinodontiformes; Fundulidae.
AAUAUCCAGGUGGAACAUUUAACUGAGGUCUCUGACAAUCAAACUUCAGGAAGCACUCAGGAGGAAAGAGUCACACAAGCUUCUGACAAUCAAUGUUCUGAGGUUGCAGUGAUUCAUCCCACUAUUCAGCAGGACACAAAGGAUUGGACUCGCACCUACAAGUCUGCUGCCUUCAGAACACGUCAAGAUAACAGGCGCUGGUACUGCUAUGAGUACUCAGUCCCACCAUACCCCAACCCAUAUACCAUUAGGUAUGAAAGGAGAGCUCAAAAAGGCAAGGAAAAUCCACUAUUUGGUCUUGGUGAGGUGCAAGAAAGAUUUUUGCAGAUGUUUAACAACUCCCAAAAUCCUGCCCCUACGCCUUACCCUAGGCCGCCACCAGAAGUUUCAACACCAGCAAUGGUUUCUGGAGAAAAUACUAAACAGGAAGAAGUUUCAGCGCUGGAAAAAGAAGGUGUUCAGGCAGCUUCCUUAGAAAAGCAGACUAACACAAACGAAACUCCAAUCUCUACACCACCGCUAGUCCCUGAAAAAGAAACGAUCCCUGAAACACGGGACAUACUGGAUCAACACUCAGAAAAUAUCCAGGUGGAAAGUUUAACUGAGGUCUCUGACAAUCAAACUUCAGGGAGCACUCAGGAGGAAAGAGUCACACAAGCCUCUGACAAUCAACGUUCUGAGGUUGCAGUGAUUCAUCCCACUAUACAGCAGGACACAAAAGAUUGGACUCGCACCUACAAGUCUGCUGCCUUCAGAACACGUCAAGAUAACAGGCGCUGGUACUCCUAUGAGUACUCAGUCCCACCAUACCCCAACCCAUAUACCAUUAGGUAUGAAAGGAGAGCUCAAAAAGGCAAGGAAAAUCCACAAUUAGGUCUUGGUGAGGUGCAACAAAGAUUUUUGCAGAUGUUUAACAACUCCCAAAAUCCUGCCCCUAUGCCUUACCCUAGGCCACCGCCACCACCACCUUAUCUUCGCCAGAUGUACGACCUUCAACAACAUCUAAAAUAUAUGGAGGAUGUAUUUAUAAACUGCUUAUUACUUUCUAACCAAGCUGAUAGAAGACUGUGGGCAGAGAAAAAAUACAAUGACUGUUUGACGCAGCUCCACUUUUAUGAAGGGAUCCUUAAAGACUCAAAAGAAUCUCCAAAUUUGCCCAAGUUCCCCGAAGUGCCAAAAAAUGGAGAAAAGUGUAAAUGUCAGGCCAAAUUGGAGAAGAUCCAACUGGAAAAUAUGGAGGUACAGCAAUACUUAAUGAAGCAGGCAAAUGAGAUGCAUCAUGCCACUCUUUUGCUAAAUGCUGAACUCAACCACAAAGAGGAGUUGCUGAAGAAAAAGGACUCAGAACAAAGACAAGACGAAAAGCAGACAGUUUCUGUAGAAAUUCAGACAGAUUCACAGGAAGCCUCACAGCUGAAAGCAACCAGCUAUCAAACCAUUUCAACACAAACUGAGGUGGAUGUACAGGAAACUAAAUGUGAAAUAAUCCCAGUCUAUCAAACCAUUUCAACACAAACUGAGGUGGAUGUACAGGAAACUAAAUGUGAAAUAAUCUCAGUCUAUCAAACCAUUUCAACACAAACUGAGGUGGAUGUACAGGAAACUAAAUGUGAAAUAAUCCCAGUCUAUCAAACCACUUCAACACAAACGGAGACAGCUUUAUUGCUAAAUGUUGAAGUUAAGGUCUCUGAAACACUACAAAAUGGAGAUGAGCAAGGAGAGAAAAAGCCUUCUAAGAAAUCUAAACGUAAGAAGAAACAAAAGACAUCUAUGGAAACUGCCUCUGGACCUGAAACCCUUAAAGAUCAAGAGGUUUCUGGAGAAAAUACUGAACAGGAGGAAGUUUCAACACCAGAAAUAGUCAAGGAUCAGUCGGUUUCAUUACAAAAUGAGAUCUGUACAAAUGAAACCGUGAUAUCUAAACCACAGGAGGUUGUUGAAGAAGUUAAGGUCUCUGAAACACUACAAAAUGGAGAUGAGCAAGGAGAGAAAAAGCCUUCUAAGAAAUCUAAACGUAAGAAGAAACAAAAGACAUCUUUGGAAACUGCCUCUGGACCUGAAACCCUCAAAGAUCAAGAGGUUUCUGGAGAAAAUACUGAACAGGAGGAAGUUUCAACACCAGAAAUAGUCAAGGAUCAGUCGGUUUCAUUACAAAAUGAGAUCUGUACAAAUGAAACGGUGAUAUCUAAACCACAGGAGGUUGUUGAAGAAGUUAAGGUCUCUGAAACACUACAAAAUGGAGAUGAGCAAGGAGAGAAAAAGCCUUCUAAGAAAUCUAAACGUAAGAAGAAACAAAAGACAUCUUUGGAAACUGCCUCUGGACCUGAAACCCUCAAAGAUCAAGAGGUUUCUGGAGAAAAUACUGAACAGGAAGAAGUUUCAACACCAGAAAUAGUCAAGGAUCAGUCGGUUUCCUUACAAAAUGAGAUCUGUACAAAUGAAACGGUGAUAUCUAAACCACAGGAGGUUGUUGAAGAAGUUAAGGUCUCUGAAACACUACAAAAUGGAGAUGAGCAAGGAGAGAAAAAGCCUUCUAAGAAAUCUAAACGUAAGAAGAAACAAAAGACAUCUUUGGAAACUGCCUCUGGACCUGAAACCCUUAAAGAUCAAGAGGUUUCUGGAGAAAACACUCAACAGGAAGAAGUUUCAACACCAGAAAUAGUCAAGGAUCAGUCCGUUUCCUUACAAAAUGAGAUCUGUACAAAUGAAACGGUGAUAUCUAAACCACAGGAGGUUGUUGAAGAAGUUAAGGUCUCUGAAACACUACAAAAUGGAGAUGAGCAAGGAGAGAAAAAGCCUUCUAAGAAAUCUAAACGUAAGAAGAAACAAAAGACAUCUUUGGAAACUGCCUCUGGACCUGAAACCCUCAAAGAUCAAGAGGUUUCUGGAGAAAAUACUGAACAGGAAGAAGUUUCAACACCAGAAAUAGUCAAGGAUCAGUCCGUUUCCUUACAAAAUGAGAUCUGUACAAAUGAAAUGGUGAUAUCUAAACCACAGGAGGUUGUUGAAGAAGUUAAGGUCUCUGAAACACUACAAAAUGGAGAUGAGCAAGGAGAGAAAAAGCCUUCUAAGAAAUCUAAACGUAAGAAGAAACAAAAGACAUCUUUGGAAACUGCCUCUGGACCUGAAACCCUUAAAGAUCAAGAGGUUUCUGGAGAAAACACUCAACAGGAAGAAGUUUCAACACCAGAAAUAGUCAAGGAUCAGUCCGUUUCCUUACAAAAUGAGAUCUGUACAAAUGAAACGGUGAUAUCUAAACCACAGGAGGUUGUUGAAGAAGUUAAGGUCUCUGAAACACUACAAAAUGGAGAUGAGCAAGGAGAGAAAAAGCCUUCUAAGAAAUCUAAACGUAAGAAGAAACAAAAGACAUCUUUGGAAACUGCCUCUGGACCUGAAACCCUCAAAGAUCAAGAGGUUUCUGGAGAAAAUACUGAACAAGAAGAAGUUUCAACACCAGAAAUAGUCAAGGAUCAGUCCGUUUCCUUACAAAAUGAGAUCUGUACAAAUGAAACGGUGAUGUCUAAACCACAGGAGGUUGUUGAAGAAGUUAAGGUCUCUGAAACACUACAAAAUGGAGAUGAGCAAGGAGAGAAAAAGCCUUCUAAGAAAUCUAAACGUAAGAAGAAACAAAAGACAUCUUUGGAAACUGCCUCUGGACCUGAAACCCUUAAAGAUCAAGAGGUUUCUGGAGAAAAUACUGAACAGGAGGAAGUUUCAACACCAGAAAUAGUCAAGGAUCAGUCCGUUUCCUUACAAAAUGAGAUCUGUACAAAUGAAACGGUGAUAUCUAAACCACAGGAGGUAGUUGAAGAAGUUAAGGUCUCUGAAACACUACAAAAUGGAGAUGAGCAAGGAGAGAAAAAGCCUUCUAAGAAAUCUAAACCACAGGAGGUAGUUGAAGAAGUUAAGGUCUCUCAAACACUACAAAAUGGAGAUGAGCAAGGAGAGAAAAAGCCUUCUAAGAAAUCUAAACGUAAGAAGAAACAAAAGACAUCUUUGGAAACUGCCUCUGGACCUGAAACCCUUAAAGAUCAAGAGGUUUCUGGAGAAAAUACUGAACAGGAGGAAGUUUCAACACCAGAAAUAGUCAAGGAUCAGUCCGUUUCCUUACAAAAUGAGAUCUGUACAAAUGAAACCGUGAUAUCUAAACCACAGGAGGUUGUUGAAGAAGUUAAGGUCUCUGAAACACUACAAAAUGGAGAUGAGCAAGGAGAGAAAAAGCCUUCUAAGAAAUCUAAGAAGUCGGUUUUCUCCCUUUCAGUUUCUGCUAAAAGGGAGAGUGGUCAAAAGGAAAAGCAGACUUCAAAAGCGCUGAAGGUAAGCGAAAGAGAAAAAGCCUCUAAAUUUCAAAAGAAAUCCAUCCAGAAAGAGAAGGAGACAAAGUCUAAAAAGUCUCGAGACGCUGUAACAUCCCCUCCACAGAUGGAGAUUAAAGAAGUGGAAGAUGCCAUCCACACACAGGCAGCAGAAGAGGGGCUUGUGCAGGACAAUAAUCCUAAACAAGCUGAUAGCAUAGUAAAAAAGGUUUCACUGUGGAAGCGUAUCAAAAAGGCCAUGACUCCAUCAAAUUGGUGCCGGUGCACAGGCAGGAAGGAAAACCAGCCACAAUAGACUUUUACAUUUUAAAUAGGGUGGGCAGGGUAGUUUUGUAUUAAUUGGAGAGUGCAAAUUAAAAAGCUAAGGCUGCAGAUUGGGAAAUGUCUCCCUUAGCAUGCGUGGGUUUUUGAUACUGAACAUCCACUGUUAAAAACUAACGGGUUAGCAAAAAGGAUGAAAUCAUUGUUGAUGGCAUGUAAAAAGAUUUGUAAAAGCAAGGGCAUACACGGUUAGUUUUAACCCUAUAUGCGUGGGUUCACUCCGGGUGCUCCGGCUUCCCCCACAUGGUCCAAAAACAUGCAUUAUCAGCCAUGAUAGGCCCCUUAUUUCUGAUUCGAUGGUAAAA